UUUAUCUACUAGCCUGUCACACAGUUUGUAAAUAAUGCGGCAGGGUUGUAAAAUAAGGGUGCUUUCACAGCGGGAGGGGCAGGAAACAAACUCGGUUUCGGUCCAAGCAAUCGAACCAAGUGUGAAAGCACCCUAACGUUUGUGUAUUUUCAGGAAAAAUUCAAGAUAAACUAUUGUAAAGAUGGAGUUUAUUAAAGAGGAGAGUGAGAACAUGAGUGAUGCAGAACCAUGCGGAGUGAAAAAUGAAGUUACUGAGGAACAAAAAGGCCUGUUGGAAGUAAAAGAGGAAAUUCAAGCACUGAGUGAAGUGGAGGAGAAACAUCAGUAUGAGGAACCAUAUAAUUUUAUAACUGGAGAAAAAUCUUACAGUCACUCACAGACUGAAAAGAUUUUCUCAAGUAAAAAAAUGGGAGCCAAGAGAUCUUUCACCUGCCCCCAAUGUGGAAAGAUUUUUAAACGAAAAGGAAGACUUAAAAGCCACUUGAAAAUUCAUUUAAGAGAGUGCAGUUUCACCUGUCUUCAGUGUGAGAAGAGGUUCAUUAAAAAAGCAGAACUGAAAAGGCACCAACAAAUUCACAGUGGCGAGAGACCGUUCAUUUGCCCCCAGUGUGGAAAGAGUUUCGUACACAAAGAUAUCCUCAGGAAUCACAUAAGAAUUCACACUGGAGAGAAGCCUUUCACGUGCCCUCAGUGUGGCAAGAGUUUCACACAGGCAUCGAGUCUCAACAAUCAUCUGUACUCUCACUGUGGAGACAAGCCAUUUAACUGUGAUCAGUGCGGUAAAAAUUUUAUUUCUGCAAAACACCUAAAAAGACACCAGAAAGUUCAUGAGAAGCCUUAUUUGUGUCCUUUUUGUGGAAAGUCGUUUUCACAGCUGGACCAUUUGAAGCAGCACCAGAAAAUACAUACUGGUGAGAAAGCUCAUAAGUGUCCAUUGUGUGGGAAUUCCUUUACUAGAGCCACAUACUUGAAAGAACACAAAAAAAUCCAUACUGGAGAAAGACCUUACAAGUGCUCACAUUGUGACAAGACCUUCAGUCAGGCAGGAUCCCUGAAAACACACAAGAGAGUGCAUACUGGAGAGAAGCCGUACCACUGCACCUCAUGUGGGAAGAGUUUCAGUCAGUCAACUAAUUUACUGACUCACAGACAAAAGUAUUGCCCCAAAUUAUCCAAAGAAUAAACCAAAGAUCUUCUUCCAAAAGAGCAAUUUCAUCAUUUGCAAGAUGAUCAUUUGUUAAAGUACCUGCAGUGGUGAACUUUGUGCUCACUUUGACUACGGUUUGGGGUAAAGUAUUUGCUCAGAAGGCUUGUGUACCACUUUUAAAUGCCACAAUUGUUGUCGGGUCCUUUUCUACAUAAUGGGAGUAGUGAUAGUACUACAUUAAAGCAUUAAUUGUGUGUAGUAGCAUGUCAAAAAGUGACAGCCUAUGUUAUUGUUUUUCUAUUCACAUCUGUAACCAUUUCAUAUUGUUACUAAUACAGUAGCUGUUGUGAUGCAUUGACAACUGAAAAGAAGUUCAUUGAGAUCAUUAAAGGAAUAUUCUGGGUUUAACACAAGCUUUAUCGACAGCAUUUGUGGCAUAAUGUUGAGUUCCACAAACAAUUAUUUUGACUCCCUACUUUUAUAAAAAAAAAAAAAAAAAAAAAGAAAAAAACAAUAUUACAAAGAAUGAGGCACUUACAAUGAAAGUGAAUGGGGCCAAUUUUUGGAGGAUUUAAAGGCAGAAAUGUGAUGCUUAGAAUAAAAAAAAAAAACAAAUUAAAUUUUUUUUUUUUAAAACACUUACAGUGGCAAGAAAAAAAUAUGUGAACCCAUUAGAAUUAGCUGGUUUUCUGCAUAAAUUAUUCAUAAAAUGUGAUCCCUUCAUUUAAGUAAUAAGUAUAGACAAAAACAAUUAUAAUCUUUCAUGUCUUUAUUGAACACAUCCCAUUUAACAUUCACAGUGCUGUGGAAAAUGUAAGUUAACCUUUGGAUUUAAUAACUGGUCGAUCCUCCUUUGGCAGCAGUAACCUCAACCAAAUAUUUCUGUUAGCUGUGGAUUAGACCUGCACAACGUUCAGAAGGAAUUUUGGACCAUUCUUCCUUACAGAACUGCUUCAGCUCAGCCAUGAUAAACAUGGAACAUUUUUCCCUCGAUGGCAAGUGAUCCAGGUCCUGAAGCAGCAAAGCAGGCCCAAAUCAUGAUGCUCCCUUCACCAUACUUCAACGUUGGGAUGGUGUGCCUAGACCUGCACAACGUUCAGAAGGAAUUCUGGACCAUUCUUCCUUACAAAACUGCUUCAGCUCAGCCAUGUUCUAGGAUGUCUGGUGUGAAUGGCUCUCUUGUGCUCAUUCCACAGCAUCUCUAUUGGGUUAAGGUCUGGGCUCUGACUGGGCCACACCAAAAGGUAGAUUUUCUUUUUUUGAAGCCAUUCUGUAGUGGAUUUACUUUCAUGUUUAUGGUCAUUGUCCUGCUGUAUCACUCAGCUUCUACUGAGCUUCAGCUGGCGCACAGCCAUCCUGACAUUAUCCUGUUGGAUAUCUUGAUAAACAUGGGACAUUUUUCCCUCGAUGAUGGCAAGUGAUCCAGGUCCUGAAGCAGCAAAGCAGCCCUUUUUUACGUCACAUGUAGUGCUGCAUGUUCUUCCCAAACAUUUCAAACUUAGUUUCAUCAGUCCACAAAAAUUUUUUCCCAGUGGCAUUGUGGAGUGUCAAGGUGGACUUUGGCAAACUUCAGGUGGGCAGCAAUGUUUGUUUUGUAAAGCAGCGGCUUCCUUCGUGGUGUCCUGCCAUGGACACCAUGCCUGUUUAAUGUUUUCCGCUUAGUAGACUCAUGAACAGAGAUGUUAACCAGUUCCAGUGAUUCCUUCAAAUCUUUAGCUGUCACUCUAGGGUUCUUUUUUACCUCACUGAGCAUUCUGCAGUGUGCACUUUGAGUUACCUUGGCUGGAUGGCCACUUCUAGGAAGAGUAGCCACAGUACUAAAUUGUCUAAAUUUAUAGACAAUUUGUCUUACUGUGGAAAGAUGAAUAUCUAAGUUCUUUGAAUUAACUUUGUAACCUUUUCUAGCUUUGUGCAAAGCAACCAUUCUUGAUUGUAGGUCUUCUGAGAUCUUUUUUUUCAAGGCAUGGUCCACGUCAGCAGAUGCUUCUUAUGAAUAGCAAACUAAAUUUUUUUAGUGCUUUUUACUUGUCAAAGAAGCUCUAACCCACACCUCCAAUCAGGGCCGUUUCUAGGCACCUGCUGGGGGGGCCCAUUUUGAUUUUGAGAAUAAAGUAUAAACUACAAGAAUAAAGUUGUAGCAUUAUGAGAUUAAAGUCGUAAUAUUUUGUAGCUUCAAAAACCACAUAAAGGAGACGGAAGUAAUCAAUAUGACUCCAGUGGUUAAAUCCAUAUCUUCAGAAGCGAUAUGAUAGGUGUGGGUAAGAAACAGAUCAAUAUUUAAAUCCUUUUUUACUAUAUAUCUGCACUUUACAUUCAGUUUCAGAUGUGAAAGUGAAACAAGGCCCGAUAUACUUCCAGAGAAGUUCUUCUUCAUCCUUCAUUCAGGGGUAAAAUGUUCUAAACAGCUGAGCAACUUUAUAUUGUUUGCAAACAUUUAGACACCUGCCACACCGCUGUGGGAGGCAUUUAGAAGUACAUUUAAAUAUGAGGAUGCUACAUGUAAAACCUAAACUAAUGUGACAUUAAAAUGUGUUACAAUUACUGUACGCCUUAUUCUAUGAGUAGAAUUCACAUGAGGUCAGUAAAAGAAGCUGUUUUAACCAUUCGAUGAUGAUACUGUAUAUGUAGUAGAACAUUUUUAAUUUGUCUUGUUUACAUUCUGAAUUCAUGGAGCUAUUGCACUAACACGCUAUACACCAUAAUAAGCACCGAAUACAUUAUGUUAUUGUAAUUUAUGAUGACACUGAUACUAUUGCAAAAAUUAGUGUAUAAAAGUGUUAAUGUGCAGAAUAAAGACAAAAGGAUGAUGAUAGGCAUAUCUUUGGGCAGAUGUGUGAAUAGCUUUUGCUGCAGAUUGCACAUGAGUAAAU
This is a messenger RNA of Myxocyprinus asiaticus (Chinese sucker), 4017 nucleotides long. Its product is annotated as gastrula zinc finger protein XlCGF8.2DB-like. The record is from RefSeq and is a predicted model, not a curated record. The transcript is spliced from 3 exons. Gene Ontology annotation, biological process: regulation of immune system process; regulation of cytokine production; negative regulation of transcription by RNA polymerase II. Bases 182 to 1183 code for a protein of 333 amino acids. Lineage: Eukaryota; Metazoa; Chordata; Actinopteri; Cypriniformes; Catostomidae.